AUGUCUGUUAUCUACAAUUAUGUCUCUGCUGAUGAUGUGCUGGAUGCACAUAUGAUAGAAAUGUCAAGCUUUCCCUUUGAUGAAGCUGCGAGUCUUGAAAAGUUUAGGAGCCGUCAAGCCCAAGCUCCUGAUCUUUUCUUGGGUGCCUACCUCGGCGAGCCGGCUACCAGUUCCCUCACCCUAAUAGGCUAUGUGUGCUCCACCCUUUCCCCCUCUUUGACAUUAACACACAGUUCAAUGUUCACUCAUGUACCCAACUCAUCAUCCGUAUGCGUGCACGCCGUUGCGAUAUUGCCUCCAUAUCGCAGGAAAUGUAUUGCUUCGAAUCUAAUGCGUGAAUACAUCUCGCGUCUGGAGUCUGCUUGUGCAGAGGGAUCUGUAUCUUAUAAGCAGGUGCUACUUCUCUCACACGAAGACCUCCGUUCCUUUUACAAGAGUGUUGGCUUUGAAUUUAUUGGAAAGAGCGAUGUCCAACAUGGCUUGCUGCCCUGGUAUGAAAUGUGUAAGGUCCUAGACCCAGAACUUGAUGUGAUGAAUAGAACUGUAAAUGAAAAGACUCUCAGUCUUUCUGGUAAAUGA
Messenger RNA from Serpula lacrymans var. lacrymans S7.9, 579 nucleotides. RefSeq lists its product as uncharacterized. Gene Ontology annotation, cellular component: cytoplasm. NCBI's taxonomy places the organism in Eukaryota, Fungi, Basidiomycota, Agaricomycetes, Boletales, Serpulaceae. Bases 1 to 579 code for a protein of 192 amino acids. The record is from RefSeq and is a predicted model, not a curated record. The transcript is spliced from 3 exons. Gene Ontology annotation, molecular function: aralkylamine N-acetyltransferase activity.